Owenia fusiformis is the source of this 1784-nucleotide messenger RNA. The record is from the annotation of a GenBank genome assembly. NCBI's taxonomy places the organism in Eukaryota, Metazoa, Annelida, Polychaeta, Sabellida, Oweniidae.
UUUUGCCGCCCGUGGACAAACUGAAACUCGAAACAACAGUAUAACAGUAUAUAACAGUAUAAUAUAGACAGCGUAACGUUCAACUAAUUUUUAACAAUUUUUGUAAUUUUCAACAGUACAAUAUGCUUUUAUUUCUACUCCAUGUUCUCGGUGGAUUGGCGAUGGUAACGGCACAGGGUGCAUCCAUGAGGCGAGUUUGUUAUUAUACAAAUUGGUCUCAAUACCGUGUUGGUUUUGGGCAAUUCUGGCCCGAAGAUAUAGACGCCAACCUCUGUACUCACAUCAUAUACGCAUUUGCCAAUCUAAGUGGAACCAACAUUAUACCUAGAGAAUGGAACGACGAUGGACCCUCCGGGUUGUAUGUUCGAGUUAACAGUCUCAAAAAUGCAAAUCCCGAGUUGUCAACACUUCUUGGAGUGAUAGGAGACAAUUUCGAAGAUAUGUUAGCAACAGACGCAAACAGAGCUGAAUUUGUGGCGAACACCAUAGCCUACUUCAGGGAGCCGUACAGAGAAUUUGAUGGUAUAAAUCUAGAUUUCAAAGCACCAUCUGCAUUCUACAGUGCUAGAUUCGCCUUGCUUUUCCAGGAACUUCGAGCAGCUUUCGAUGAAGAGGCGAAUGCCACUGGAAGUGUACCACUUAUUCUGUCAUGCACUUUAAGCGGAAAGCUGACCGAAAUCGACCAAGGAUAUGACAUCCCGGUGAUAGAUAUGAAUGCAGACUUAAUCAACCUAUUAACGUACGAUCUGUGGGCAAGCUGGGACGGUGCAACCGGCCACCACUCUCCGCUAUUUCAACGCAGUGGCCAAGCAGCGGCAGCUUCUUAUCUGAACUGGGAAGCCAUCGUAGACUAUUAUAUAUUACUUGGUGCCUCCGUGGAAAAGCUGAACCCUGGCCUGGCUUUCUACGCCAGAACAUUCACCCUAGCUAAUGGUUUAAUUAAUGGUUAUGAUGUCCCCACGUCUGGGCCAGGGGUAGCCGGUACCUGGACAGCCACAGCAGGGCAACUCUCAUAUUAUGAGGUGUGUCUUGACUUCUUACCCGCCCCAGCUACUGUAGUGUGGAAUGAUGAGCAUGUUGUACCAUACGCAUACUUCCAGGACCAGUGGGUCGCCUAUGAUAAUGCACAGAGUGUCGGCAAUAAGACCCGUUGGGCGACUGAGCGAGGGAUCGGUGGUGUGAUGACAUUUGCCCUUGAUAUGGAUGAUUUCGCUGACCUUUGCUCAGAGGGGAAAUUUCCAUUGCAUCAGACAGUAAUUGACAAUAUGGGACUGUGCAUUAACGGGACAGAAUGUGCAUACGUGUAAACUGUCUUGAAAAUGGUCCAUAUUUCGAUGUUGUCCCUACACACAAUUAUGAUACAAUCUCAUUCGGUCUUGGAUAACAGGGGUUAAGUGAUCGAUCUGUUUGAAUUUAUUCCACCCGAAUAUUUUCAUACUGUUUAUCAAAGAGCUAAAAUUUGUUAUAUCGCCCUCAGAUAAAAUACAAGUAUAUUCCUCUGAUGUUUUAUCCCAGAAAUAUGGGAUAAAAUGUUAUAAGGAAAUGUUCCAUUUCUGCACAAACUGCACACAAGGAAAUAUUAUACUCCAUAACUUUGUUUAUACAAAUUUGGGAUUAAAUUUUAUAUUAAAAUAACUAUCAAGGUUCAAUUUGAAAAGAAGUCUUGUUAAAUAUGCCCAAGGGAAAUGACCAAAAUUUGUACAGAACACAGCAAGAAAAGAAAACAUCUAAGCGUACACCAAACUAUAAUCUAACGUGAAAAGAAACCAUAUAAUCCUCUCCUA